AUGGAUCAGCAUAUAGUCUCUAGCUGCCUAAAGUUCUUAGACACUGCUAUUUUAUAUGACACCGACUCCACCUCAUGGAUGUGCCUUGCACCUGCAAAGGUUGGGGAUUCACCUGCUUCCCAUAAAUGGGAAGACGUACUUGAGAUGAUCGAUGACCUUACUAGAUGCUUAACAAAUGAAAAAGAGUUGCUUUUACAUGUUACAAAGCUUGAGGUAAUGAAAGAAGAGCUUUUUCAGAUCAAGGAUGUUCUCCUUGAUAAAAAAUCGGAUACAAGGAGACUCGGCAUCAAAGAAAGUUCAGUGCAGAAGAAAAUAUCAAAGACAUUGGGUCAUUCGUCUCAAUGCUUGUGCACACUUCUAUUGUAUUAUCUCUAUGGUAGAGUGACAGAUAUUGAAGUAGAACUCCGUGGUGGGGUUUAUGGGAGUGGUAGUGAGGAUAAAUUUUGCUUAUAUAUGGGGAAGAUUUUGACAUCAGGUGUGGAGAAGAUGGUAUGGAGUGGGGUGAAACAGUUGGACAGGGCUCUGGAGUUGCAAGGCCAUUUAUGGUGUGUUGGGUCCGAGGACAGGUUGCUUAAAUAUAGAGGAAAUAUGUUCUUUUUACGUGGGAUCAGUCUUUAA
This is a messenger RNA of Cornus florida, 618 nucleotides long. RefSeq lists its product as uncharacterized. Lineage: Eukaryota; Viridiplantae; Streptophyta; Magnoliopsida; Cornales; Cornaceae. The transcript has a single exon. Bases 1 to 618 code for a protein of 205 amino acids. The record is from RefSeq and is a predicted model, not a curated record.